Molecule: messenger RNA, 1011 nt
Organism: Prorocentrum cordatum
Lineage: Eukaryota; Dinophyceae; Prorocentrales; Prorocentraceae
Source: the annotation of a GenBank genome assembly
AUGACGCUGCACGGUGAGUAUGGCAACAUUGCCUUGCUGCUGAUCCUCUACACGUUGCAGGGCAUACCUAUGGGGCUAUCUGGCUUCAUGACCAUGGAGAUCAAAGAUAUAUUCAAGGACUCGUUCUCCGAGAUGGGCACUUUCUCGCUCGCGACUUGGCCAUUCAGCCUCAAGCUGCUCUGGGCUCCCAUCGUGGACAGCGUCUACUCGGAGAGCUUCGGUCGCCGGAAGACGUGGAUGAGCGUGGAGGGAAUGGUUCAGGCCAGAGACGUGUACUCCCUCACGCUGGUUUUUUUUUUGUUGUACCUGAUGUGCGCAACGCAGGAUAUUGCCGUGGACGGGUGGGCGUUGACGAUGCUGCGGACCGAGAACGCAGGCUACGCAUCCACGUGCAACUCGGUCGGUCAGACAUUUGGUUUUGCCAUUGGCUUUAUGAUUCCAAUGGCCAAGCUGGUCUCACUGCCGAGCUUCCUGAUGUUCUGGGGGACCCUGUUCAUCGGGACGACGCUGGCGGUGUGGCUUCUCAGGUCUGAGGAACCUACCCCAACGGACGAGCAGAUAGAAGGGCCCCAGGAGGCAUACAGCACCGCAUUGAAGGUGGCCCGGUGCCCCCCAGUGAUGUGGCUAACCCUUCACUUGCUCACGCGUUCGUUAACCUUCAUCCCAGCCGACGUGAUGGCGUUGGGGCGAUUGCAGGACAUGGGCUUCCCCAAGGAAGCCAUUGCCAAGAUCAAGCUUCCGGUCCCGACGGUGACUUACGCCGCAGUUGCUGGUCUGGUGGUCUUGCAGACUUGCCUCUCGACCACCAUUUUCGUUGCGCACAUGGCCUUCUUCGCUCGCGUUAGUGAUCCAGCCGUCGGCGGCACCUAUAUGACUUUGCUGAACACCCUCCACAACCUGGGCUCCAUGUGGGCAUCCAAUGUUUGCCUGAGCGCCGCCGAUAUGAUCAAGGAGCGCACAGGCUACGAUGGCUUCCACGUCCUCUGCCAGUGCGUGAGGAAGAUGGCGUAG